Molecule: messenger RNA, 2157 nt
Organism: Oryzias latipes (Japanese medaka)
Lineage: Eukaryota; Metazoa; Chordata; Actinopteri; Beloniformes; Adrianichthyidae
Source: RefSeq, a predicted model, not a curated record
AAGCCGCUCGCUGGAGUCAAAAUGCUGAUUUCUGAUGGAAUUGACUAUCAGAAUGAAUCCAAGAUCAACCCAAACAGCUCUGAUCCGGAUAUUUCUCCGGAUCACACUGGAACGCUGUGAUGGAACUGUUAGGUCUGCACCAGUAUGUUUCCUGGAAUAAAAAAUGCCACAUUUGGAAAGUAAGACGGUACAUCUGAGAGCUCCUGCAAAGACCAAACAUGUGGACCCUUCUCUGUUUGGAAACAAGGCUCUCCGAGGCGGACAAGAGUUCAGAAUGCGACAUAGACAGCCCGGACAACAGCAGAAGCAAAAAGGACCAGCGGAGGGAAGACAGCAGGCCAAAGCCUGAUCUCAGAAGUGUGAAGGACAAAAACAUUGGAACAAUGUCUAGUCAGUACAGUGAGAAGGUCUCCUUAAGCUAGCCAGAGGUUGGGACAUGUCCAGAGGACUGACUGAAGGAUGCUGAGUCUAGAGCUGCCAGAGGUCUAGAGCAAGACCAGAGAAGGAAGACAUGAAGGUAGCUGCUGGUAGAGGAUGCAGGAGACAGACAGAAGAAGCUGAUUGGCUGUGGAGACCCUGAAGGGAAACGCCCAAAAGAAGAGUAGAAGAAGAAGAUGAGGUCUAGCUCGAAGGACCAUAAAUGGCCGACCUUACUGUUCCAGAAGGCCAGCAAAGGAACCAGAAGAGGGCGGAGCUUUUACGCCUGCUCCGCCUGUCGAGACCGGAAGGACUGCAGCUUUUUCCAGUGGGCAGAUGAAAAGGUGUCUGAGUCCCGGCUGCAGGCCCGAGAGGCGGAGCGGCGGUCUCAGACGCCCCGGUUUACGCAGCAGGAGUGCCAGGACAGGCUCCAAGUGUUCACCAACCUUCCUGCCCGCGAGCAGAAGUUCUGCGUGGACUGUCAGCUUCUACUGCUGCCGGACGAGCACAGAACCCAUUCUGCUCACAGAACCACGGCGGUGCUGGACGUGCAGCUGAGGACGCCCAGCCUCCUGCUGCGCCCUCUGGACAACAAGAAGAGCCACGCCCAGUUCAUGUUCAGCCAGCGCAGCGCCGACUUCCUGCUGGACGCUCUGACUGCUCUGGGUUUCAGGAAGGUGCUGUGCAUCGGCACCCCCAGACUCCAUGAAGCCAUCCAGCUGAGAAACCUGAAGCAGGACCAGGAACCGGUGAAGAGUCUGCUGCUGGACAUCGACUUCAGAUACGCACAGUUCUACAGUGGGGAGGAGUUCUGUCACUACAACAUGUUCAACCAUCACUUCUUUGAUGGACGGGCUGCCUCGGACGUCCUGGAUGCAUUCAUCAGAGAGGAUGAUGGGAAAAAGGUGGUGAUGGUGGCCGACCCUCCGUUCGGGGGCCUGGUGAAGCCUCUGGCCGGCAGUUUCUCCCUGAUAUCACAGACGUGGAGGGCGGGGCAGAGAUGGAGGGCGGGGCACAGCUCAGCUGACGGCCACACAGAGAUGCCCAUGCUGUGGAUCUUCCCAUACUUCUUUGAGCCUCGGAUCCUGGACUGCCUGCCGUCUUUCACUAUGCUGGACUACCAGGUGGACUACGACAACCAUCCUCUGUACAAACACGGUAAAUCAGGCAGAAAGCAGUCUCCUGUGAGAAUCUUCACCAACAUUUCUGCUAAAACGGUCGUUUUGCCCAAAGAGGAGGGCUACAGGUUCUGCUCUGCGUGUCAGAGGUACGUCAGCCCUCUGAACAAACACUGUGCUCGCUGCAACAUCUGUCCCUCCAAGGACGGCCGUGAGUGGAGGCACUGCCCCGCCUGUGAGAAGUGUGUCAAACCCUCUUGGAAGCACUGCCCCCUCUGCAGCCGCUGUGCUCUGCCGGACCAUCCCUGUGGACCUGGCCCCCAAAGAGAGGGCUGCUUCGGCUGCGGCAGCCUGCAGCACAAACGCAGGACCUGCCCCCUGAAGGGGGGCGGCGGACUCAGCAGGACCUGCCCCCUGAAGGGGGGCGGUGGACUCAGCAGGCCUAAAGUCAGACGCAGGGAGAAGACGUUUUCUGCUCUUCAGAAGGCCAACAGGAAAUGGGCGGCGGCUCGUGGGGCCAAGAGGGCGGCGGCUCAGACUCAGUGAGGUGCUCCUUACCGCUGAAAAUGAGAGGAACAUUUGUUUUGCUUUUUGAUUAAAACUCACUUCUCUUAAUACAGUU